AUGCCUCGUGCAAUUAAAGGAGUGCUCAUCGAGUGCGAUCCAUCCGUCAAAGCCAUCAUACUGAAAUAUGACGAAGAAAGUCACGAUUACAUUGUGGAGGAUCUAGACGAUGACCGCCAUCUAGUCAUCAAGGAAAGCCAGCUACAAAACUUGAAGGAAAGACUAGGAAGGGAGCUUGAUGAGAAAGUCAUGCAGCCCGAAGAAUCAGAAUCUGAGUAA
This is a messenger RNA of Aspergillus thermomutatus, 219 nucleotides long. It is a transcript of the gene tfb5, whose product is annotated as TFIIH complex subunit TFB5. Gene Ontology annotation, biological process: transcription initiation at RNA polymerase II promoter; transcription by RNA polymerase II; nucleotide-excision repair. Gene Ontology annotation, cellular component: transcription factor TFIIH core complex; transcription factor TFIIH holo complex. Lineage: Eukaryota; Fungi; Ascomycota; Eurotiomycetes; Eurotiales; Aspergillaceae. The record is from RefSeq and is a predicted model, not a curated record. The transcript is spliced from 3 exons. Bases 1 to 219 code for a protein of 72 amino acids.